AUGACGCAGACAACAGUAACGCCACAAUCAAAUGGCGCAAAUAACACUACGAUUAAGCAUGAAGGAUUCCUCACAAAGGAAGGUGGAGGCUUCAAGAGUUGGAAGCGUAGAUGGUUCAUUCUGAGACAUGAUGAUCUCUCUUACUUCAAGUCCAAGGGUGACGCAGCACCAUUGGGAGUGAUCCAUUUGAAUACUGUAGGUCACAUAAAGACAUCGGAUAGGAAGAAGAAGUUGCAUGGAUUUGAGGUGCAGACACCAUCGCGCACUUACUUUAUCACAGCAGACACGGACGCCGAUCGCAACAAGUGGAUCGACGUGCUGACGGUGCAGCGUGAUCUGCUGCUCAACGGCAACAAGCCAAAGAAGCCAGAGAAGGUGGGCGUGCACGACUUUGACCUGCUCAACCUGGUGGGCAAGGGCAGCUUUGGCAAGGUGAUUCAGGUGCGCAAGAAGGACACGGGCGAGAUCUACGCCAUGAAGGUGCUGUCCAAGAAGCACAUCGUCGAGCACAACGAGGUGGAGCACACGCUGUCCGAACGUAACAUCCUGCAAAAGAUCAACCAUCCCUUCCUCGUCAACCUCAACUACUCGUUCCAGACCGAGGACAAGCUCUACUUCAUCCUGGACUUUGUCAAUGGUGGCGAGCUCUUCUACCAUCUGCAGCGCGAGAAGCGCUUCAGCGAGGAGCGUGUGCGCUACUACGGCGCCGAGAUCGUCCUGGCCCUCGAGCAUCUCCAUCUGUCGGGCGUCAUCUACCGCGACCUCAAGCCCGAGAACCUGCUGCUCACCAACGAGGGACACAUCUGCAUGACCGACUUUGGUCUGUGCAAGGAGGGCCUUAACUCGCCCACGGACAAGACCGUCACGUUCUGUGGCACGCCAGAGUACCUGGCGCCAGAGGUGUUGCAGGGCAACGGCUACGGCAAGCAGGUGGACUGGUGGUCAUUCGGCUCGCUGCUCUAUGAGAUGCUCACGGGCCUGCCCCCAUUCUACAGCCAGGACGUGCAGGAGAUGUACCGCAAGAUCAUGGGCGAGCGUCUCGCUUUCCCCGGCCACAUCUCACCAGACGCCAGAUCGUUGCUCGAGAUGCUUUUGGAGCGCGAUCCCGAGAAGCGUCUGGCCGACCCAAACAUCAUCAAGCGACAUCCAUUCUUCAAGGCCAUCGACUGGGAGCUACUCUUCCAAAAGAAGAUCCCUCCACCCUUUAUCCCCGUGGUCAAGGGCAAUGCCGACACAUCACAAAUCGAUCCAGUCUUUACCGAUGAGGCGCCAUCCUUGACCAUGGCCGGUGAGAGUGCAUUACAUCCAUCACAACAAAAAGAUUUCGAAGGUUUUACAUAUGUUGCAGAUCCUGAACAUUUGAUGAAACAAUGA
Acytostelium subglobosum LB1 is the source of this 1374-nucleotide messenger RNA. RefSeq lists its product as hypothetical. The coding region runs from base 1 to 1374 and encodes 457 amino acids. NCBI's taxonomy places the organism in Eukaryota, Evosea, Eumycetozoa, Acytosteliales, Acytosteliaceae. Gene Ontology annotation, molecular function: ATP binding; protein serine/threonine kinase activity. Gene Ontology annotation, biological process: protein phosphorylation. The record is from RefSeq and is a predicted model, not a curated record. The transcript is spliced from 3 exons.